UCAUCCUAUAUAUGUAACAAAUAAUGAUAUUUUAUGAAGUCUCGCAUCAUUUGAUGUCGAAAUGUAUAAAAAGUUGUCGUUAACAUAUUUCCUAUUUGAUAACAAAGCAUAUACAUUUUCAUAUAUAACAGGAAAGUAAACAUUUCCUACAACAGAUCUACAACAGUAUAUUUAACAGUAAAAUGACAGUUGCCAUUGUGACUGGUGGAGCAAAGGGUCUGGGGAAGGCGUUUUGUGAAGCUCUUCUGAAAAGAAGUUACAAGGUUUGCUUUUGUGAUGUUGAUACAGAUGAAGGUGAACAUACACAAAAGUACUUCGCAAAACAAUAUGGAAACGGAAAUGUUUAUUUUCAAAAAUGUGAUGUGCGAAGUGAAAACGAUUUCACAGUAAUGUUUAAUGGUGUCCUUCAAAAAUAUUCUUCAAUUGAUUUGAUAGUGAACAAUGCUGGAAUUAUACACGAAACACAAUGGAGAAAAAGCAUUGAUAUUAACUUGAAUGGAGUAAUACAAGGAUCGAUGUUAGCAAUAGAUCAUAUGAAACAAGGUGGCGGUAUAAUAGUGAACGUAUCAUCAUUAUCAGGUGUUCUUCCAACAUUAUAUGCUCCGGUUUAUUCUGCAACAAAAGCCGCCGUCAUCAACUUCACCAGAAGUUGGGCUAUGAACCCAGCAGUUAAUCAAAAUAGCAUACGUAUGGUUACAAUGUGUCCUGCCUUUGCGGAUACAGACAUUAUCAAAGAUAUCAAAGAGGAACAGUUUCAAGGCAAACAAUUUGUACUUCCUUUUAUGGAAAAGCUUGGAAUUAUGCCUCUUGAACGUGUUACUGAAGGAUUCCUCAAAGUAUUAGACGACCAGGACAACAAUGGAAAAUCUCUGAUAGUUACAGCAAAUGUUAUGAACUAUGUAACUUUUCCAGAUCCAUUGAAACCAGAGAAUCAAUAAUACUUUAAGUUGCACAAAAAAUUUAUUAUAUUUGAUAUUAAUUUCUUUUAUAUCAGUCAUGUUAUUAAUAAAAUAUAUAUUUUUUUAUAA
Molecule: messenger RNA, 1028 nt
Organism: Mytilus californianus (California mussel)
Lineage: Eukaryota; Metazoa; Mollusca; Bivalvia; Mytilida; Mytilidae
Product: 15-hydroxyprostaglandin dehydrogenase [NAD(+)]-like
Exons: 7
Coding region: 183-938 (251 amino acids)
Cellular component (GO): cytoplasm
Molecular function (GO): oxidoreductase activity, acting on the CH-OH group of donors, NAD or NADP as acceptor
Source: RefSeq, a predicted model, not a curated record